This is a messenger RNA of Eptesicus fuscus (big brown bat), 1751 nucleotides long. RefSeq names its product islet cell autoantigen 1 (gene ICA1). The record is from RefSeq and is a predicted model, not a curated record. Gene Ontology annotation, biological process: regulation of transport. Gene Ontology annotation, cellular component: Golgi apparatus. Gene Ontology annotation, molecular function: protein domain specific binding. Bases 178 to 1620 code for a protein of 480 amino acids. Lineage: Eukaryota; Metazoa; Chordata; Mammalia; Chiroptera; Vespertilionidae. The transcript is spliced from 14 exons.
CGGGGGAUACCCCAGGAGAUGGUGGUCGAGGUCAGACCCCAGGGACUAGAGAGAGGGAGACUCACUCCCCAGAUCCCGGACCCGCCCCAAACUAGGUUCUAACAUAACUUAUCCUCUCAUGCUUUUUCCCUGCCCCUUCUCCCCAAAUCAUCAACAGUAGAAAAAGAAGAAGGAAACAUGUCAGGACACAAAUGCAGUUACCCCUGGGACUUGCAGGAUCGGUAUGCUCAGGACAAGUCCGUGGUGAAUAAGAUGCAGCAGAAGUACUGGGAAACGAAGCAGGCCUUUAUUAAAGCCACAGGGAAGAAGGAGGAUGAACACGUUGUGGCCUCUGACGCAGACCUGGAUGCCAAGCUGGAGCUGUUUCACUCAAUUCAGAGAACCUGUUUGGACUUGUCUAAAGCAAUUGUACUCUAUCAAAAGAGGAUAUGUUUCUUGUCUCAAGAAGAAAACGAACUGGGAAAAUUUCUCCGAUCCCAGGGCUUCCAAGAUAAAACCAGAGCAGGAAAAAUGAUGCAAGCGACAGGAAAGGCCCUCUGCUUUUCUUCCCAGCAAAGGUUGGCCUUGCGAAAUCCUUUGUGUCGAUUUCACCAAGAAGUGGAGACUUUUCGGCAUCGGGCCAUCUCGGACACUUGGCUGACGGUGAACCGCAUGGAGCAGUGCCGGACUGAAUACAGAGGGGCAUUAUUAUGGAUGAAGGACGUGUCACAGGAGCUUGAUCCAGACCUCUACAAGCAAAUGGAGAAGUUCAGGAAGGUACAAGCACAAGUACGCCUUGCCAAAAAAAGCUUUGACAAAUUGAAGAUGGACGUGUGUCAAAAAGUGGAUCUCCUCGGAGCGAGCAGAUGCAAUCUCUUGUCUCAUAUGCUAGCAACAUACCAGACCACUCUGCUUCAUUUUUGGGAGAAAACUUCUCACACUAUGGCAGCCAUCCAUGAGAGCUUCAAAGGUUAUCAGCCAUAUGAAUUCACUACAUUGAAGAGUUUACAAGACCCUGUGAAAAAACUGGCUGAGAAGGAAGAAAGAAAGAAGGUUGCCCGGCAGGAGCGCGCCGAGGCCACAGCGGAGGAGCCCAGCCAGUUAAUUUCAUUAGAAGAAGAAAACCAGCACAAGGAGUCCUCUAAUUUUAAGACUGAAGAAGGAAAAAGUGAUUUCUCUGCCUUAGACAAGCGCUCUCCACAUAAUGCAUGCUCAGAUGAUCUAGUAAACAUGACACCCGAGGAAGGUGCUUGCCUGGGCCCGAUGGCUGGGAAUCUGGAACCUGAAGGUGCUGACAAAGAUGACAUGCUGCUGCUGAGUGAGAUCUUCAACGCGUCCUCCCUGGAUGAGGGCGAAUUCAGCAAGGAGUGGGCUGCUGUGUUUGGAGACGGUCAGCUGAAGGACCCAGCGCCCACCAUGACCCCAGGAGAGCCAGACCUCAAGCCCCAGACAGGCUCAGGAUUCCUUCCUUCACAGCUUUUAGACCAAAAUAUGAAAGACUUAAAGGCCUCGCUGCAAGAGCCCGCCAAGGCUGCCUCGGACCUGACUGCCUGGUUCAGCCUCUUUGCUGACCUCGACCCCUUAUCAAAUCCUGACGCCGUGGGAAAAACCGAUAAAGAACAUGAAUUGCUCAAUGCAUGAGUCUGCGGCCUCGGGCAGGGAGCCCACGUGCGCUCCUCAGCAGCACCCCGGGAGGCGCGCAGGCGGAUCACGUGAUCAGUAUGCUGUUUUACUAUUUCCGUGCCAUUUUAAUAAAGCGAAAGGGUCCAAGG